UGACGUGGUUUUUAUGUUGCUCCGUGAAUUCGUUCAGCUAUCGCACUUAGCCAGCGUUUUCAUAGAAAUUUUCAUAUCCAAGAGGAAUCCAUCAGUUUGUUGAUGUUUGAAUACGUUUGGUGGAACUUGAUAUGAUAGUUCUUAUCGUGAGGGGAAAGCAAAUCGUGGAAAAUACUUUGUAGUUUAAUGAGAUUAUUCAGUGGUGCAACCGAGGAAAACCAUUUUUCCUCUUUUAACAGCAAGGAUUACAUCACGGUUCGUUUAGUGUUUGCUAUCGGAGAGAAAUGAAGAAUCAGUGAAAUAUGUACCGGAAAGCGGAAAUGGGCGUACAAGGAAAUUUAUGUGGAAAUUGAUUAAAGUACAUGUCGAGCUGUUGAUUGAAUAAAGUGUUUUAGUACAUGUUGAAAGUGUCACUAGCUAAAGGGAAUGAAUAAUAAAUUGAGUGAUGCUUGGUGCGUGUAGCAAACCUGCUUGCGUAAACUAAUCGCCUAGUAAUUAGUGUACCUCGAUUAGGUCCAAUUGGAGCUCUAACUUUUACGUAGCAUGUUUUGACGUACGCAAUUCAAAGCAACAGGUUUCGAUCUCUUGAUUAGAUCUCGUAAAAGAGACAAUAAAAAUACGGCGAAACAGCCGACAAACCGGGCGUGCCAUAAUUGAUGAUUUGACAGCUCGCGGUUUUAAGGCAGCGAGUAACACAAUCCAUCGGACGUCCGGAGCACCUUGCCUCGGCGGGGGCUAUUAUUUAUCGGAACGCUGAACUCUCGGCGACGCUGACUGGAGAGACUGGAAGGCAAAUUCUACCAAAACAAAAGAAACGGCAGCCUCCGCAGCAGGCACGGGGCAAAACGAGCGAGACGGCUAAGAUCGCAUCGGGACGAUCUUGCCUGCGAAAGGCCUCGGGACGUGUAGCAAGGUAGAACGAUUCUUACCUUUCGCCGCACUGCGCUGGUUCAAGUUCGCAGCCAGGUCUUUCGACGUUUGAGAAGCUCGCCAGCCCAACAACAGUGCUGCUCGUCGUCUGCCUGGUAAAAGGCAAGGAGAAACACGAACACCGAGACGCUCGGGGCAGAUCCAGACAUGGCGCCGAAAUCGAGAAGAAAGAAGGCAAAUGCACGUGCGCUUCAAUGUUACUGCGAAGGACAUUGCCCGGGAAACUUACAGAAUGGUACUUGUGAGACCAGGCCUGGUGGAUCGUGUUUUGCUGCUGUCGAAGAAGUCACCGAUGAGGAAACCGGCUUGAAGGUACCGGAAUGGAGCCACGGAUGUAUGCCGCCAGAACAGAACGGAGGUUUGCUUCAGUGCAAAGUUGGUAUUCAAUCGCCGCAGAUCCACGGAAAAUCAAUCGUAUGCUGCGACAACGAAGACUUCUGCAACAAGGACCUGCUGCCCGAGUACGUGCCGAAGACAACCACUCCUGCUCCGACGAAGAAUGUAAACGACACAGGAUUUCCUAUCAUAUCCAUGGUGGGGGUAGGUGUCUUAUGCGUGAUUGGUCUCCUGGCAAUCUUGACUGGCUUCUACGUUUUGCAUAAGAAACGAGAGAAAAGGAAACCUCACUGUCUAAUAGAUUCGGUAUGUAAUCCAAACAUUUCUCCGCUGGCAGAUCUGGUCGAGCAGAGUAGUGGCUCGGGAUCCGGUCUGCCACUGCUGGUGCAGCGAACCAUCGCCAAACAAAUUCAAAUGGUGCACUCCGUCGGAAAGGGUCGCUAUGGUGAGGUUUGGUUGGCCAAAUGGCGUGACGAGAAAGUUGCAGUGAAAAUUUUCCUCACCACCGAGGAAGCUUCGUGGUUCCGAGAGACGGAAAUCUAUCAGACAGUGUUGAUGAGGCAUGAGAACAUUCUCGGAUUUAUCGCAGCCGACAUUAAGGGCACCGGAUCAUGGACACAAAUGUUGCUCAUUACGGACUACCACGAGCUGGGAAGCUUGCACGAUUACUUGCAGAAACGAGUACUGAAUCCACACAUGUUGAAAACACUUGCCUUGUCGCUGUCGUCCGGUUUGGCGCACCUACACACAGAAAUCUUUGGACAUCCUGGAAAACCCGCCAUCGCUCACAGAGAUAUCAAGAGCAAGAAUAUCUUGGUCAAACGUAACGGUCAAUGCGCAAUCGCUGACUUCGGCUUGGCCGUCAAAUAUUCGAGCGAAUCAGAUGAGAUUCAAAUUGCCCCUAACACUCGCGUUGGAACUCGCCGAUACAUGGCACCAGAAGCGUUGAAUGAAACGCUCGAUACAAAGGUAUUCGAAGGAUUCAAACAAGCUGAUAUGUACUCGCUCGGUUUAGUUUUCUGGGAAAUGGCACGUCGCUGCAUAAGCACGAUUCGAGGAACGAAGAAUACAACCUGCGAGGAUUAUGCACUGCCUUACCAGGAUGUCGUUCCUUCGGAUCCCAGCUUUGAGGACAUGUACGCAGUGGUCUGCGUAAAAGGGGUUCGCCCGCCGAUUCCGCUGCGAUGGCAAGAUGAGGACAUUCUAGUAGUGUUGUCGAAAAUGAUGCAAGAAUGCUGGCAUCCGAAUCCGGCUGUUCGAUUAACAGCUCUGCGAGUCAAGAAGACUCUCGUUAAGCUCGAGUCUGACUGUUCGAUUAAGAUAGUGUAAAGCAAUUGAAUAGUAAUAGCAAGAAGUGUGUGCGAUGCGAAUGUGACUCCCGAGAGAUAUAGCAAGUAACGAACGUUUUAUUAUUUAUUCUACAGUUGUUCGAUUAAGUCUACUUUGCACUAGACCCUGUAGGUUAGGUUCUCCGGCGUAGCACUAGUUGUAAAAUCCCACUCUGUGACGCACUGUUGGAAUUCACCUUCUAGACAGACAAGCCGAGAUGCCAUAAUAUGGACUUAAAUCGUUUCAUACAACAAAACAAUGAGGAAGUUCAUUUAGAAAGUAAAUUUCCGCCUGAUUUAGAGGCUUCUCGUUUCGAGGAGUCUUGCUGUAAAUAAAAAAAAAUCUCUGUAUAGUUUAGGUUAUUCGAUUCUAACAAACCGCUGACGCACCGCAUUUGGCUAGCAGAAGAAUCCUUCCUUUUCAGUUGUUAUUAGCUUUAAAUGUUGUGAACAAUAAAAUGCCAUAUAGUUGUAAAGCAAGGAUUUCACCAAAACAAACUGAAUGAGAGUAGCAUUUUCAGCAUAAUAUGGAAACACAAGAAUCAAGCCACAAACAAAAGCUUUUUGGGUCGUAUACAACAGUUGCCUUGAAUUUUUAAAAAUUAAUUGACUGACCGCAUUAUCCUCGUUUUGAUCUAGCAGACGAAUCCAUAAAAGAGGAAUUUUAUUAAUAACCAAUAAAACGUGGCCUUAUUUUCUGCCAUUCGAUUGAUGUAAAUAAAAGAUUUUCAUUUUUCAUUUUCGAUGCACGAUCUCGUAUCAAAUGAAAAAAACAAUAGCAGCAGGUCGACUCUCAUAUUUAGAGGAGGAAGCUUAUUUCCAACACACUCACAGACAGACACGAUAACGAAGGGCAGCUUGCGGUAAAGUUUUCCCAGAUAACUUCCGAUCAAGCUCCGUAAUAGUAGUUGUCAUGAAAUUACUCACUUUUAUUGUACAGUUUUUAGUCGUCGUGCGAAUAAUGUCAAUCUAGUUAAGGUCGUAAGAUUUCUAUACUGUUGCAGUAGUUUUAUAGUAGAAUUACAAACCUUACCUGUAUAAGCUAGCGGAUAGCUUUAAUUAAGAAAUGUUAAUUUUGUUUCUGUAAAUAAAUUAAACAAUUUUUGUAUUUGGUUAGAUGAAUUACGCCUCAAGGACGUAAUAGAAACAAAUGCUUCAUAUACUUUUAUAGAACCGAGCCGUGCGAUAUUUUCGUCGCAAAUUACAAAUAAAUAAAAUAAUAUUUUUCUACGGUAAAGUUUUAGAUAAUUAUGUAAACCCUGUGAAGUCGGCAAAAUAGAUGAUAAUAACCAGUACACAGGUGGAAUGCUGUGGUAUGAAUGAUGAAUGUAUGUUAAAAACAAU
Messenger RNA from Sabethes cyaneus, 3938 nucleotides. RefSeq names its product bone morphogenetic protein receptor type-1B (gene tkv). The coding region runs from base 1078 to 2595 and encodes 505 amino acids. Gene Ontology annotation, biological process: dorsal/ventral pattern formation; protein phosphorylation; BMP signaling pathway. The transcript has 3 exons. NCBI's taxonomy places the organism in Eukaryota, Metazoa, Arthropoda, Insecta, Diptera, Culicidae. Gene Ontology annotation, molecular function: SMAD binding; transforming growth factor beta receptor activity, type I; ATP binding. Gene Ontology annotation, cellular component: plasma membrane; signaling receptor complex. The record is from RefSeq and is a predicted model, not a curated record.